AAAUCGCAGUGGAGCUACCGACCUAACCGACGAGACGAGCGUCUGUGGAGAAGUCGCUCGCUCCGCGCUGGUCUCGUGGGUCCUGCCGGUUCAGUCGCUUGCAGGGUUCUCGAGCCCUUUCCACGGCCGUCACCAUGGAGGUGUCACCAUUGCAGCCUAUAAAUGAGAAUAUGCAAAUCAGCAAGACAAAGAAAAAUGAAGAUGCUAAGAAAAGACUGUCUAUUGAAAGAAUCUAUCAAAAGAAAACGCAAUUGGAACAUAUUUUGCUCCGUCCAGACACCUACAUUGGCUCUGUGGAAUUAGUGACCCAGCAAAUGUGGGUUUACGAUGAAGAUAUUGGCAUUAACUAUAGGGAAGUCACUUUUGUUCCUGGUUUGUACAAAAUCUUUGAUGAGAUUCUAGUCAACGCUGCAGACAACAAACAAAGGGACCCAAAAAUGUCUUGUAUUAGAGUCACAAUUGACCCGGAAAACAAUUUAAUUAGUAUAUGGAAUGAUGGAAAAGGUAUUCCUGUUGUUGAACACAAAGUAGAGAAGAUGUAUGUCCCAGCUCUCAUCUUUGGACAGCUCUUAACUUCUAGUAACUAUGAUGAUGAUGAAAAGAAAGUAACAGGUGGUCGAAAUGGCUAUGGAGCCAAAUUGUGUAACAUAUUCAGUACCAAAUUUACUGUGGAAACGGCCAGUAGAGAAUACAAAAAAAAGUUCAAACAGACAUGGAUGGAUAACAUGGGGAGAGCCGGUGAGAUGGAACUCAAGCCCUUUAAUGGAGAAGAUUAUACAUGUAUUACCUUCCAGCCUGAUCUGCCUAAAUUUAAAAUGCAAAGCCUAGACAAAGACAUUGUUGCACUAAUGUUUAGAAGAGCAUAUGAUAUUGCUGGGUGCACUAAAGAUGUCAAAGUCUUUCUCAAUGGAAAUAAGCUGCCAGUAAAAGGAUUCCGUAGCUAUGUGGAUAUGUAUUUGAAGGAUAAGGUAGAUGAAACUGGCAAUGCAUUGAAAGUUAUUCAUGAACAAGUAAACCACAGGUGGGAAGUAUGUUUAACAAUGAGUGAAAAAGGCUUUCAACAAAUUAGCUUUGUCAACAGCAUUGCUACUUCCAAGGGUGGCAGACAUGUUGAUUAUGUAACUGAUCAGAUUGUGACUAAACUUGUUGAUGUUGUGAAGAAGAAGAACAAGGGCGGUGUUGCAGUAAAAGCACAUCAGGUGAAAAAUCACAUGUGGAUUUUUGUGAAUGCCUUAAUUGAAAACCCAACCUUUGACUCUCAGACGAAAGAAAACAUGACUUUACAAGCCAAGAGUUUUGGAUCAACAUGCCAAUUAAGUGAAAAAUUCAUCAAAGCUGCAAUUGGCUGUGGUAUUGUAGAAAGCAUUCUAAACUGGGUGAAGUUUAAGGCUCAAGUCCAGUUAAACAAGAAGUGUUCAGCUGUAAAACAUAACAGAAUCAAGGGAAUUCCCAAACUUGAUGAUGCCAAUGAUGCAGGGAGCCGAAACUCUUCUGACUGCACACUUAUUCUGACUGAGGGAGACUCAGCUAAAACCUUGGCUGUUUCAGGCCUAGGUGUGGUUGGAAGAGACAAGUACGGGGUUUUCCCUCUUAGAGGAAAAAUACUCAAUGUUCGAGAAGCUUCUCAUAAACAGAUAAUGGAAAAUGCCGAAAUUAAUAACAUCAUAAAGAUUGUGGGUCUUCAGUACAAGAAAAACUAUGAAGAUGAAGAUUCACUGAAGACUCUUCGUUAUGGGAAGAUAAUGAUUAUGACAGAUCAGGACCAAGAUGGUUCCCAUAUCAAAGGCUUGCUGAUUAAUUUUAUCCAUCACAACUGGCCCUCUCUUCUGCGACAUCGUUUUCUGGAGGAAUUUAUCACUCCCAUUGUAAAGGUGUCUAAAAACAAGCAAGAAAUAUCUUUCUAUAGUCUUCCUGAAUUUGAAGAAUGGAAGAAUUCCACACCAAAUCAUAAAAAAUGGAAAGUCAAGUAUUACAAAGGUUUGGGCACCAGCACAUCAAAAGAAGCUAAAGAAUACUUUGCAGAUAUGAAAAGACAUCGUAUCCAAUUCAAAUAUUCUGGUCCUGAAGAUGAUGCUGCAAUCAGCUUGGCCUUUAGCAAAAAACAGACAGAUGAUCGAAAGGAAUGGUUAACUCAUUUCAUGGAGGACAGAAGACAACGGAAGCUACUUGGCCUUCCUGAGGAUUACUUGUAUGGGCAAACUACCACAUAUCUGACGUACAAUGACUUCAUAAACAAGGAACUUAUCCUGUUCUCAAAUUCUGAUAACGAGAGAUCUAUCCCAUCUAUGGUGGAUGGUUUGAAACCAGGUCAAAGAAAGGUUUUGUUUACGUGUUUCAAACGGAAUGACAAGCGAGAGGUGAAGGUUGCCCAGUUAGCUGGUUCAGUGGCUGAGAUGUCCUCUUAUCAUCAUGGUGAGAUGUCACUAAUGAUGACCAUUAUCAAUUUGGCUCAGAAUUUUGUGGGUAGCAAUAAUCUGAACCUCCUGCAGCCCAUUGGUCAGUUUGGCACCAGGCUGCAUGGUGGCAAGGAUUCUGCUAGUCCUCGAUACAUCUUCACAAUGCUCAGUCCUUUGGCUCGGUUGUUAUUUCCACCAAAAGAUGAUAACACAUUAAAGUUCUUAUAUGAUGACAACCAACGUGUGGAGCCUGAAUGGUAUAUUCCCAUUAUACCCAUGGUGCUGAUAAAUGGUGCUGAAGGAAUUGGUACUGGGUGGUCCUGCAAAAUCCCCAACUUUGAUAUUCGUGAAGUUGUGAAUAACAUCAGGCGUCUGAUGGAUGGAGAAGAACCUUUGCCAAUGCUUCCAAGUUAUAAGAACUUCAAGGGUACUAUUGAAGAGCUGGCUCCAAAUCAAUAUGUGAUUUGUGGUGAAGUGGCUAUUCUUAAUUCCACAACCAUUGAAAUCUCAGAGCUUCCCAUCAGAACAUGGACCCAGACAUACAAAGAACAGGUGCUAGAACCCAUGCUGAAUGGCACUGAGAAGACGCCACCUCUCAUAACAGAUUAUAGGGAAUACCAUACAGAUACCACUGUGAAGUUUGUUGUGAAGAUGACUGAAGAAAAACUGGCUGAGGCUGAGAGAGUUGGACUACACAAAGUCUUCAAACUCCAAACUAGUCUUACAUGCAACUCUAUGGUGCUUUUUGAUCAUGUAGGCUGUUUAAAGAAAUAUGAAACAGUGCUUGAUAUUCUAAGAGACUUCUAUGAACUCAGGCUUAAGUAUUAUGGAUUAAGAAAAGAAUGGCUUCUAGGAAUGCUUGGCGCUGAAUCUGCUAAACUGAACAAUCAGGCCCGCUUUAUCUUAGAGAAAAUAGAUGGCAAAAUAAUCAUUGAAAAUAAGCCCAAAAAAGAAUUAAUUAAAGUUUUGAUUCAGAGGGGAUAUGAUUCGGAUCCUGUGAAGGCUUGGAAAGAAGCCCAGCAAAAGGUUACAGAAGAAGAAGAAAAUGAAGAGAGUGACAAUGAAAAGGAAACUGAGAAAAGUGACUCUACAACUGGACCAACUUUCAACUACCUUCUUGAUAUGCCUCUGUGGUACCUAACUAAAGAAAAGAAAGAUGAACUGUGUAAACAAAGAAAUGAAAAAGAACAAGAGCUGGAAACAUUAAAGAGAAAGAGUCCAUCAGAUUUGUGGAAAGAAGACUUGGCUGCUUUUAUUGAAGAGCUGGAGGCUGUUGAAGCCAAGGAAAAACAAGAUGAACAAGUAGGACUUCCUGGGAAAGGGGGGAAAGGAAAAGGGAAAAAAACACAAAUGGCUGAAGUUUUGCCUUCCCCAAGUGGAAAAAGAGUCGUCCCCAUGGUGACCACAGAGAUGAAAGCAGAGGCAGAAAAGAAGAUUAAAAGGAAAAUUAAGAAUGAAAAUACUGAAGGAAGCCCUCAAGAGGACAGUGUGGAACCAGGAAGCCUAAAACAAAGAUUAGAGAAGAAACAGAAAAGAGAACCAGGUAUCAAGACAAAGAAACAAAGUACAUUGCCAUUUAAACCAAUCCAAAAAGGAAAGAAGAGAAACCCCUGGUCUGAUUCAGAAUCAGAUAUGAGCGGUAAUGAAAGUGAUUUUGAUGUCCCUCCACGAGAAAUAGAGCCACGAAGAGCAGCAACAAAAGCCAAAUUCACAGUGGAUUUGGAUUCAGAUGAAGAUUUUUCAGAUAUUGAUAAAAAAAGUGAAGAUGAAAAUUUUGUUCCAUCAGAUGCUAGUCCAGUUAAGACCAAAACUUCCCCAAAACAUACAGACAAAGAACUGAAGCCACAGAAGAGCGCCACGUCAGGUCAGUCUUCCACCUCCACUACAGGUGCCAAAAAAAGGGCUGCACCAAAAGCAGCCAAAAAGGAGCAAAGCUUGACUUCUGAUGUCCCUCAAAAACCUGAUCCCCCCAAAACCAAGAUUCGCCGCAAAAGGAAGCCAUCCACUUCUGAUGAUUCCGAUUCUAAUUUUGAGAAAAUGAUUUCUAAAACAGUUACAAGCAAGAAAUCCAAGGGGGAGAGUGACUUCCAUCUGGACUUGGACUCAGCUGUGGCUCCUCGGGCAAAAUCUGUACGGACAAAGAAACCUAUUAAGUACCUCGAAGAAUCAGAUGAAGAUCUGUUUUAAAACUAUGUUAAGUAAUGAUUUAAAAUUACCUCAAUCUUUUUUUGUUUGUUUCCUCCCCUGUGAAUUUAGUUUGGGGAAGCUAGUUUUAAUCUGGAAUCAUCGAAGUGAAGUGUCUAGACCACAAUGGCAAUGUCCCUUAUCCCUUUAUAACACCAUCUAGUGGGUGGCCCAUCUCAUGGGCACUGUUUUCUCUGCUUUGUCUAUGUUUUUAGUCUGUUUUUCCUUUUGUCUUUAAAAUCUGAUUUCUAUCUACUGUACCUCCUUUGCUACUUUUAUAAAUAUGAGAUAAAGCAUGAUUAAUUCUCUGUUUUCUCUUCGUUAUAUAAGUAAUUUUCCAUCAGAUAGAAUUUUGUAGUUCUAGUACAAAAUAUAUGCCCCACUCAGCCUUUUUUGAAUUUUUGUUCAAGUAAUAAGUUGUUUAAAUGCUUCAUAUUCUUCAGAAUAUCAGCAGAAGCUAAAG
Molecule: messenger RNA, 5043 nt
Organism: Pipistrellus kuhlii (Kuhl's pipistrelle)
Lineage: Eukaryota; Metazoa; Chordata; Mammalia; Chiroptera; Vespertilionidae
Gene: TOP2A
Product: DNA topoisomerase II alpha
Exons: 34
Coding region: 135-4583 (1482 amino acids)
Biological process (GO): apoptotic chromosome condensation; sister chromatid segregation; resolution of meiotic recombination intermediates
Cellular component (GO): nucleus
Molecular function (GO): ATP binding; DNA binding; DNA topoisomerase type II (double strand cut, ATP-hydrolyzing) activity
Source: RefSeq, a predicted model, not a curated record